AUGCUUAAUGUGAUUAAACGAUUAGAACCAUUUAUCAUUAAACCAAUAAAAACUAAUAAUACUACUGAAUUAAUGAAUAAUAAUAAUCAGCAUCAAAAAAAGGAUAAUAAUAAUAAUAAUCAGAAUCAACCAUUGAAAAUCUCAUUAGUUAUAUCAUUAGUGAUGUUGCUAAGACGUUUACCAUCAGGAUAUCUUGAAUCACGUUUACCUCAUCUUAUUUUACGUAUUAUGGAUAUUUUAAGACCAUCACGUGAUAUAAAUUAUCAAAUACGUUAUGAAGCAAUCAAAUCAUUAUCACGUAUUGGACGAUUAUUAGGUCCAAGUAAAAGUUUAGAUAAAUUAUUUGAUAUUGUUCAUCAACAAUUAGAUCGUGGUGGUUAUACAUAUUGGCAAGUAAGAUUAUAUACAUUACAUCGUGUAUUCAAUGAAGUAGAACAAGCUAUCAUAUCCGGUGAAGUAUCUUAUAAAUCUGGUCAAUUAGAUUAUAUUGGUCGUAUUAUGAGUCGACUUUAUUUAGAUGAAAUGAUUGGACGAUUAGCUGAAGAAAUUGAUUCAAGACGUUCAGCUAAAUUAUCAAAUACUAAUAAUAAUGAAUUAAGUGGAUCUAUUCCUAUGGAUUUACCUGAAGGAAAUGGAUUUAAAUCUCCAGAAGGUGUUACACGUUUAUGUAGAUUAUUAUCAAAUGAAGGUAUUAUUCAGUUAUUUACAGAUAUUAAAAUGGCACUUCAUUGUGCUGCAUCCGGUACUUCACUUGGAUCCAUAUUCUAA
Messenger RNA from Schistosoma mattheei, 768 nucleotides. The record is from the annotation of a GenBank genome assembly. Lineage: Eukaryota; Metazoa; Platyhelminthes; Trematoda; Strigeidida; Schistosomatidae.